This is a messenger RNA of Anarrhichthys ocellatus (wolf-eel), 1110 nucleotides long. RefSeq names its product mitochondrial ribosomal protein L16 (gene mrpl16). The record is from RefSeq and is a predicted model, not a curated record. Gene Ontology annotation, cellular component: mitochondrial large ribosomal subunit; ribosome. The coding region runs from base 142 to 918 and encodes 258 amino acids. The transcript has 5 exons. Gene Ontology annotation, molecular function: rRNA binding; structural constituent of ribosome. Gene Ontology annotation, biological process: mitochondrial translation. NCBI's taxonomy places the organism in Eukaryota, Metazoa, Chordata, Actinopteri, Perciformes, Anarhichadidae.
AGCAACUUAGCAACGGCAGCGACCUUGUGCAGGGCAUGCUGUUCACAACAGUUUUAUUAGUUACCCACCUUAACAUGCUCGUUUAUCGGACACACGAAGUGACAGUUUGGUGUUUAUAGUGUCCCUUUCAACGAUAACAUCAUGUUUUCCUUCAUCAAGGCGGCUGUCGGCGGUUUAACCGGUGUCUGUCGAGCACACGGUCACCAACAAGGCCUUUUACACAGCCACCUGAAAGUCCUAGCUGCUGGCCUGAAGACACACGAAACCCCUCCAGACUACAGCGAUGUGGUGCUGCCGGAGAAACCCAAACUGAAGUUCAUGAACAAGGUGCCUAACUUUAAGAAAGCAAAGAAAGAGAUGAAGAAUCUUCGGGAUAUCCAAGGCCCAGCGAGGGCAGCAAAUACCUUCACGACAGGACAGUACGCUAUUGUGGCCUUGGGAGGGGGCUACCUUCAUUGGGGUCACAUAGAGAUGAUCCGUCUUACCGUCAAUCGCAAGAUGGAUCCCCGUACUACAUUUGCCCGCUGGCGCAUCAAUGGCCCAUAUAAGCCCAUCACACGUAAAGGUCUGGGUCAGCGCAUGGGUGGGGGCAAGGGAGCCAUCGACCACUAUGUGACGCCUGUCCGCUACGGCCGUUUGAUUGUGGAAGUGGGCGGAAAGGUGGAGCUGGGGGAGGUUGAUCAUAUCUUGAUUGAAGUGGCAAAGAAGCUACCCUUCCCUGCCAAGGUGAUGAGCAGAGAGAGCCUAGCAGCCCUGCAGAAGAAGCACGCUGACAUGGAGCAGAACAACCAGAAUCCCUGGACCUUCAAGGAGAUCGCGCGCGGCAACAUGCUGGGCAUCAGGAAGGUACUCAGCCCCUUUGACCUGCACAACCAUGGACGCUUCACAGGCAAAUUUCACCUCCCGUGGAGGGUGUGACGGACCUGAGGGACAGAAAUGGACAGUGUCUCACUGAAACACCAACCAGACCACACCAUGGAAGAAGCAACCAAAAUAAACAGCCAUAUUUGGGAAUUUUUUUGGGAACAUAUUUUUGUUAAAGGGAUAUGUCUUCCCUUUUCUGCUUCAAAAAACAAUAAACUAGAUUAUGUAUUUCAGUAUCACAUGGUA